AUGGUUAAGAUUGCACUUAUUGGGGCCGCUGGCCAAAUCGGCACUCCUCUCAGUCUACUAUGCAAAUCGAGUGAUCUCUUCGAUGAGAUAUCCCUAUAUGACCUGGUCCAUGUGCCUGGUAUUGCUACAGAUCUGAUGCAUAUUGAUACCAGAGCCAAAGUUAGUGGAUAUCUUGCCGAGGAUUCUGGUCUCAAGAAGGCGCUUACUGCCGCAGACAUUGUGGCCAUCACAGCUGGUAUUGCUAGAAAGCCUGGCAUGACAAGAGAUGAUCUGUUCAAGACUAACGCCAGUAUUAUUCGUGAUAUUUUCACAGAGGUUGCUGCAACGUGCCCAGGUGCGACAUGCUGUGUCGUUACCAACCCGGUCAACUCGACUCUUCCCAUCGCAGCUGAGACCCUGAAGAAAGUUGGUGUUUUUGAGCCUAGUCGUCUCUUCGGUAUUCCUGUGAUUGGAGGCCACAGCGGAGCCACUAUCCUACCUCUGUAUAGCCAAGCUGAGCCCCCAGUCAAUCUGAGUGAAGAAGUGCUGGCAGGCGUUAUUAAUCGUGUUCAAUUCGGUGGUGAUGAAAUUGUCAAGAGCAAGAAUGGUGCUGGAAGUGCCACUACAUGCAUGGCAUAUGCCGGUUUUCGAUUCGUUAAGGCGAUAUUAGCCGCGAAGAACGGGGAUUCUGUAACGGAAGAGGCUUUUGUUUACCUUCCUGGUAUCCCUGGUGGCAAGGGGAUUGCUGCUGAGAUUGGCGUUGAUUUCUUCGCUGUCAAGAUCGAACUGGGCAAGGUGGGCGCAGUCAAAGCACUACCCAUUGGUAAGAUCUCUGAAAACGAGAGCCAGCUCCUGGGUGUCGCCAUCGAUGAUUUGAAAAAGAAUAUUGCUACGGCAUUGUCAUUCAUGUCAACAUAG
This is a messenger RNA of Penicillium malachiteum, 897 nucleotides long. RefSeq names its product malate dehydrogenase. Bases 1 to 897 code for a protein of 298 amino acids. NCBI's taxonomy places the organism in Eukaryota, Fungi, Ascomycota, Eurotiomycetes, Eurotiales, Aspergillaceae. Gene Ontology annotation, cellular component: cytoplasm. The transcript has 6 exons. The record is from RefSeq and is a predicted model, not a curated record. Gene Ontology annotation, molecular function: L-malate dehydrogenase (NAD+) activity. Gene Ontology annotation, biological process: carboxylic acid metabolic process; tricarboxylic acid cycle.